This is a messenger RNA of Medioppia subpectinata, 591 nucleotides long. The record is from the annotation of a GenBank genome assembly. Lineage: Eukaryota; Metazoa; Arthropoda; Arachnida; Sarcoptiformes; Oppiidae.
AUCGGAUAUCAGAUCUUCGCCACAAUCGCCACGUUUUACGGACCACUUGUCUUCAUAUUAGCGCUCUAUUGGAAAAUAUUUCAGGUGGCGAGAAAGCGGAUCCGCCGUAAGCCGGGCAAACUGGUGGCACCGGUGAGCAGCGCUCAAACGCCCCGACCCUUAGCGCCGAGUCCUUCGUCGCAAAACAUGAAUAGCAUUAACGACGAUAUGAACACAACUACCGAUGAAUUAACGGACACUCAGUGUAAACAACAUAACGACAAAGAGAUUCAAUUGCAACAAAUGCAGCAACACUUGAGUCCCAAUCGGACCACUUUAACCACCAAUGGGUCCAAUAAUAAUCCAAAUCCCACCUCCAGUUCCAACCAUAAGAUCAGCUCAACUCUCGCCCAAAACACAGUUAAGGCUCAACACAAAAAGGCCACUAAUAAGGAGUCACUGGAGUCCAAAAGGGAGCGAAAAGCGGCCAAAACUCUGGCCAUAAUCACAGGUGUGUUUGUGAUGUGCUGGGCGCCGUUCUUCGUGAUGGCAGUACUGAUACCGAUAUACCCGCCAAUCGAGCCAAACAAAUAUAUAUCGAGUUUUUUCUUA